UCUAUUCUUCACUUCUCUCGAUCAUACAAAACGAACAAAAACUAUAAUUUAAAUUCCCCGCUAUUUCCAUUCUUUUCCAUUUUUUUUUGUUUUGAAAUUCUUGGAUUCUGGCUUCUUCCUGAAACUACCAAUCCAUGGCUGUUGUUAAUGCUUCAUGUAUUGCUUCUGCUAGUGUUCUACAAGCACCCAUUCCAUCCUCAAAUGAUCUGUUCAAUUCUCCUAUUUCAGCCAUACCCAUCUCAUCAUUCUCCUUUAGAAAGCCAAUCCGCUUGUCUACAAAACCCAGCAUCGACAGCGAGCUCUAUAGUUCUGCAGAGCCUGCGAAAUGGAGGACGAAAGUUUCUUUCUUUCAGUCUUUCCUGACGAAAACCAAAGACAGUAAGGGCCUGAAGGAGGAGCUUCUAGAGACAAUUGCUCCACUUGAUCGAGGUGCGGAGGCCACUCCUGAAGCCCAAGCACGUGUUGAUCAGGUUGCACGUAAACUAGAAGCAGUUAAUGAAAUAAAGGAGCCAUUGAAGUCCAAUUUGCUAAGUGGGAAAUGGGAGCUUCUGUAUACGACUUCAAAAUCAAUCUUGAAAGCUCAGAGACCAAAAUUCUUAAGACCAAAUGGAAAAAUCUAUCAGGCAAUUAAUGUGGAUACAUUAAGGGCUCAAAAUAUGGAAACUUGGCCAUUCUUCAAUCAGUGCCUGGACUGCUGUUUUCUUGCUGAAAUGGUCUCCAAUAGAGAAGAUAUUAUUCCUAUAAAGCUGGAAGGAUCAACCUAUGGAAUUUACAUUGUUGCUGUAGCACAUAGGAGUAAGAAAUCUACUAUUGAUGGUGAUUCUUUUGUUAAAGGCGAUUCUCUUGCAUCUAUGGUUGAGGAAAACAUUCGACAACUGGCAACAGCUAACUUAGUUCCUAUCAACGCAAAAAGGGUGGCUGUUAAGUUUGAUUCUUUCAAAAUAGCUAGCGUGGUACCUAUUAAGGCACGUGGAAGUGGUCGUGGCCAACUGGAAAUCACAUACUUGGAUGAGGAGUUACGAAUUUCAAGGGGUAAUGAAGGAAACUUGUUCAUUUUGAAAAUGGUGGAUCCAUCUUAUAGAGUUCCUGUCUAAUUUAUCAACUUCAGUGGCAGAAAAGUAAUUGUCUUAUUGUUGAGCUAUAGCUUCAUUCAUGUGAUAAGGAAAUAUCUGUGCAAGUCAUAUUCAUACUUGUCCCAAAUUGUAAAGAGAGAUUGUAUAAGGCUGUUGUAGAUUUGUAUUACAUUGUUUAUAGACAAGUAAUCCUAAAUUGUAAAGGAAGCUUGCUUUAUACUGUUGCAGAAUAAACAUUUAUGCAUAUAGUGAAAUUUUAUACAAGGCUUUUCAA
Molecule: messenger RNA, 1347 nt
Organism: Nelumbo nucifera (sacred lotus)
Lineage: Eukaryota; Viridiplantae; Streptophyta; Magnoliopsida; Proteales; Nelumbonaceae
Product: putative plastid-lipid-associated protein 4, chloroplastic
Source: RefSeq, a predicted model, not a curated record